Physella acuta is the source of this 653-nucleotide messenger RNA. Its product is annotated as NADH dehydrogenase [ubiquinone] 1 beta subcomplex subunit 9. Lineage: Eukaryota; Metazoa; Mollusca; Gastropoda; Physidae. The record is from RefSeq and is a predicted model, not a curated record. Gene Ontology annotation, biological process: mitochondrial electron transport, NADH to ubiquinone. Gene Ontology annotation, cellular component: respiratory chain complex I.
UCAGGUUUUCACAAUCGCUUUUGUCCUUCACCUUUGUAGGACAACUCGAUUCAUGUAAUGUAAAUUUUAAAGAUGUCUUAUUUACAAACGUCAGCUACUUCACACGCCAGGAAAGUUAGAAGUCUAUAUAAGCAAGCUGUACGUCUUCUUCAGGCACACUACGAAGGAUAUGACAGGUUUGAAUUUCGGUACCAGGCAGUUUUAAUGCGUGCCAGGUUUGAUGAGCAUAAAGAAGAAAUAGAUGUGCGAAAGGCAAAGAAACUGCUUUUAGAUGGGCAGAAAGAGUUGUUUCUGAAGUCACAUCCUCAACCAAUCAAAUUUCCUUUAUCACCAGGUGGUGUUGCUUAUCAAAGAACAUAUCCUGCUCCUGAUUGGCUACUAGAUUUUUGGUCGUCGCACGAAAAGGCUCAAUAUCCAGAAUAUUUUGCAUUGCGUGACAUUAGAAAAAAAGAGUUUAUAGAAAGAUGGGAAAAACAAUACGGAAAGUCAGACUCUGAAGUCAGCCACUAGAAUUGAUGAUAUUUACUUUCUUCAGGAUGUGGUUUGAUGCUUUGACAAUAGUAUUUCAAUCGCAAUGUAUUUGGUCUAUCAUUCUGUUUGGACAGUGUCUUUGUAGCGAGAAAACCAGCAAAUAAAAGAAGUUAUAUUACGUU